CAAGCUAUUUGUUUUCCAAGAUAUAUCUGAACAUUUUGUUCAGGAAGUGGAACUGCAAACCACACAGAGUAUACUCUUAAUUCACAGUAAUUUAAUAGACUACAGAUAUUACUUCUAUAAAUCUAAAAUAUUGUUAAUGUCACAAUCAGCCGGUGGUUUCAGGUCUGUGAGCAACACCAAAUUGCUUUUAAAUCUCCAGCAGCAGAUGAACCCCGCCCAUUCCCGUUGUCACUGAAGUAGAGCCAGCAUCACAGAUCCUCAGCGUCAGAUCAAGCCCAUAUAAAAGACGAACUCUCCACUUCAGCCACAGCAGAUGAAAAGAUUUGCCUGAGCCAGUACUAUCUACAAUGUAAGUCUGUUUUAUGAAAUGGCUUCCAAGGGACUUUACUGCAAGUUUUUAUUCUAAAAGGUUGGUGGAUAAGUAAUUAUUUUUUAAAGAACAGAUGUAUUUUUAAGGUUAUCUGAUUUGGGAAACUGGGAAUAAAUCAAAGUUCCCUUGAUUCCUUUCAUUAUUUUUUGUAUUCUAACAUUAAGAAACAUAUCUUGUAAUUUUUUUUCUCUGCUGGUGUCUGUUUUCUCACUGACAAAGAGGCAAGACACACAGAUCUCUUUCAACAGUAUCUUCCAGUGAACAAAAUGAAAAGACUCAAUUUUCUGAUGCGGCAUUCUUGAAUGGAUGCAAUUAAUGGACUGCUGGCAAACACAGCUUCCGAGCCUCCUGACAGAGCACUGUUCAGACAAUAUCAUCGACACCACAGCUCAUCCUGAUGAGUUGCCAUAACUUCACCGGCGGAAAUGAGACUGGCAGGCACCCGUAUACUGUGCAGGCUUCUGUGCCUCUAACGAUCCUGGUGGGUAUCCUCAUCCUGCUACUGGUGUUUGGCAACGUCAUGGUAGUAAUUGCUGUGAUCACAAGCCGAGCCCUGAGAGCACCCCAGAACUUGUUUUUAGUCUCUCUGGCAUGCGCUGACAUCCUGGUUGCCACCUCAGUGAUGCCGUUCUCUUUAGCCAAUGAACUGAUGGGUUACUGGUACUUUGGUAAAGUGUGGUGCGAAAUACACCUGGCUUUGGAUGUGCUCUUCUGCACUUCAUCCAUCGUUCACCUGUGUGCCAUCAGCCUGGACAGAUACUGGUCUGUGACUCGAGCGACUGAGUACAACCUGAGGAGGACACCACGCAGGAUUAAAUGCACAGUCUUCAUAGUUUGGGUCCUGGCAGCCAUCAUUUCAUUCCCUCCACUUAUCACGAUGAAAAAGGAUGAGUGUAACAAGGACAGUCUUGAAUGUAAAAUUAAUAAUGACAAGUGGUACAUGAUAUUCUCCAGCACUGCCUCCUUCUUUGCACCAUGCAUCAUUAUGAUUACGGUGUAUGUUAGAAUCUACCAGAUUGCCAAGAAAAGAACAAGAGCCCUGCCAGGUGAGAAGCAAAGAGAAAAUGGCAUCACACAUGACCAAGGGAGAGAGGUGGAAGGGGGGGAGGGUAGAGAGGUCAAUGGGUUAGACAUGGAGGAAGAACCCUCCUCUUCUGAUGGGAAUGAAACUGUCCUAUGUCCCCUGAAGAAAAAGAGGGGUCUCAGGGCAACCAAAGUAGCUCAGGUAAGGCCUGGAGAAACCUCUCCAAAACCAGAGGUUCAGCCCUGUGUGAGAGCGAGCAAGUGGAAAGCAAGGCAGUACAGAGAGAGGCGCUUCACAUUUGUUCUGGCUGUGGUAAUGGGAGUGUUUGUUUUCUGCUGGUUCCCCUUUUUCUUCACAUACACGCUCAUUGCUGUGUGCGACAACUGCAGCGUCCCAGAGACAUUGUUCAAGAUGUUUUUCUGGUUUGGUUACUGUAAUAGCUCACUAAAUCCUGUUAUAUACACUAUAUUUAAUAAUGACUUCAGGAGGUCUUUUAAAAAGAUCCUAUGCAAAACAGGCAGAAUAGGUUUGUAAAUAAGAUUUUUAUGUAAGGUAUACCUUCCAAAAACUACAUUUUUUUCUUCUACAUUAAGGCUGCCAUCAGUGUAUUUAUUGAAUAUUUGAAAAAUGUGAAAUGAAGCAUAUUUUACUUUUGUGUUUAAAUUUUGUGUAAUUUCAUGUUAGUAACUGUUUGUUUUGUAAUAUUAAAUCAUGCAAAAAUAUCUGAUGUGCAGUAUGUUUUACAGCUAGUAUUCCACUGUGACAACCUGUGAAUUUAGACUUUGAUACAGUACAACUGUGACAACAUGGAUGAUAUAUUUCCUACAUGUCUGUGUUUUCUUCUGUUGCAUAUUUAAACUGGUCAGUCAACUAUCAGAUUACCAGUCAUGUUUUGCAUACUCAUGCUUUUAAGUCUUGAAAGACUAAAUGACAGUGUGAUUUAAACAAAAAAAGGAAAGUAUUAAUGUGGAUUCACAUUACUUCUGAAAGAAAACCAUGACAGUGAAAAUAAUGAUGUUGGUAAUAUAAAGGCAGAUGUCUAAGACUCACAUCACAGCACAUGCAAACAGCACUUAUCAACUUUUCAAAUUGACAGACUGUGGUGUAGUUCAAGAAAAUGUUUACUCAUAUUUGUGGUGCAAUGUUACAAGUACUGAAAAUCCACUAAAAUGUCAAUAGUAUGUAAAGAAACAUGACCAAGCAUUGUAUUUAUGACUGAGUUAUGUGCUCAUGGCAGCAAUUAUUUUGCAUAGAAAUGAUGCAUGUUAUUUGGAAACUGAGCCUCUUUUUCUCUGUAAUUGUCAUCAGAAUUAAAGACAAGAUACACUUAGAAAAGCAGAUAAUUGUAAAUGCUACCAUCCUGUGAAUUAAAAAAAAAAAAAAGAGCAAGAGCACAUGAAAAAUUAUACCCAAAAGUACAAUGGGUAUCACCAACCACCUACUGUCUCAUUCUCUCAUAACAAGCACAGGAACAAGACAGUCAUAUGAAAAGAAAAUUAUGCCUGGGAGGUACGGGUGGCACAACAAUACUGAAUGCAGUUUAUCAUGAAUUAUAGCCCUUCAUAUCAGGAUACCAUUAAAUCCUCCCUUGGAGUCAAAGCAGAAAUCAUGUAGCAAUAGAAAUAUGAGUGGCUGCUGCAAAUUACACUGUGAGGUUAAUAUCCACAUAAGCUUAUCAAUGUGUUAUCAACAUUUCCUGUCUCUUCUCCUUUUCAGUGCAGUUUUCACAGUACUAGAGGCUUUCAUUAUAUCAACCUUUUCUUCAACAAAUAGACUUUUAGACCAGUAUCAGUAUGUGAACCUGAAAUAAAGUAAA
This is a messenger RNA of Lates calcarifer (barramundi perch), 3210 nucleotides long. Its product is annotated as alpha-2A adrenergic receptor-like. Gene Ontology annotation, molecular function: adrenergic receptor activity. The record is from RefSeq and is a predicted model, not a curated record. NCBI's taxonomy places the organism in Eukaryota, Metazoa, Chordata, Actinopteri, Centropomidae. Gene Ontology annotation, cellular component: membrane. Gene Ontology annotation, biological process: adenylate cyclase-activating adrenergic receptor signaling pathway.